Messenger RNA from Mesorhabditis belari, 1686 nucleotides. The record is from the annotation of a GenBank genome assembly. NCBI's taxonomy places the organism in Eukaryota, Metazoa, Nematoda, Chromadorea, Rhabditida, Rhabditidae.
AUGCAAUACCUUGAGUCACCCACGGAAACUAGCUCAACAACGUCAACAAAUGUCACGAAUCAUAAACAAAAGAAUCAACAGAAAAGAGAGAUCUUCCCUUUUACAUCGACUCGGGUCUUUUUGGGGCAAGAGAUCACCGAUUUCGAUCCAGAGCUUCGAAAAUGUCUCGAUCGAGAGAUGAAAAGAAUUUUCUUGAAGACGAAUUGCCUAAAUUUGGAGCAUGUUUCGAUUUUGCCCAUUGAUUUAUGCUAUCAAAUGGCUAACUUCACAGCUGGACUUUCGAAAGAUCAGAGACCACAAAAAGUGAGCAUUCAAACGAAAAGAAAGACGAAACAACAGAUUAUCAACGAUGAGGUUGACGAGAUUUAUGCAAAGUGGAGCUUCGAGAAUGCGAUCAUAUUUGCUUUCACUGUCAUUACAACGAUUGGCUACGGUCACGUGGCUCCGGUCACUUUCUGGGGUCGAGUCUUUUGUAUCGUUUAUGGAGUGAUUGGUGUCCCAUUAACUCUUCUCACCAUCGCCGAUAUGGGAAUGUUCAUCUCAAUGAUAUUGAAAAAGAUUACUCAAUUCGUUCGCUCGAUUCCUCGCUUUUUCCGUGCUUUCUCUCGGGUUUUGGGAAAGUUGUUUAAAAGAAAGAGAAAAAGAGGCAGCACAAUCACAUCAACUCCUCGAGUAGUAAAUCUUGAAGCUGAACGAUUGAAAGAUGAAAGAUUGAUCGAUGUAAAAGAGAUCGAUUUCGAGGAAGAUAAGGAAGAAAUGGACAAUGAAGAUGAAAGAGAAGAGGAAGAAGGAGAAGAGGAAGAAGGAGAGGAAAAAGGAGAGGGGAAGAGAACUGAUGAAUCGAUUCUUCUGUGCACGAUUUUCAUGCUUUAUUUGGGUUUUGGAGCUUGGGUUCUAUCACGAUAUGAACCAGACAUGGAUUUGUUCAAAGCUUUCUACUUCAAUUUUGUCACUCUCACCACCAUCGGAUUGGGAGAUUUCGUGCCGAAAAGUUACGAAUACCUCUUCAUCACUUUGUGCUAUAUAGGGAUCGGUUUGGCGUUGACAACAAUGGCUGUGGAAAUUGCGGCUGAUGCCCUUAAAAAGUUGCAUCAUUUCGGGAGAAAAGUCGAAAAUGUCGCGCAGACAAUGGUGUGGUUUGGAGGAAAGAAAAUGACAAUGAAAGCUUUGGUGAAACAUUUGGGUGAUCAGCUGAAUAUUCCUGAAGAGGAAAUGGCAAAGUUCAACUUUGAACAAUUCGUUGAAAAUGCGGUGAAAGUGGAGGCGGGAGAGAUGAAAACCCUCAGAAAACCAUCAAAAGAUUUGGAUGAAUUGGGCGAUGAUGGUGAGGUUAAAUUCCGAGAUCGAUCCCUCUCCUAUACUCAAUUGAGACACUCCGAUGAAACUGAUGCAAUCAAGUUCGCUGAUGAGAAAUCGCAAAGAUAUGGGAAAGACGGUGUCCCAUUAGCCGACGAGACGGGUCGAACGGUGACAUCAAAUCGACGAAAAAAGACAAAUAAUGGUCAUUUGAGUGCCACGGAUAGAGAUGCACAAUGGACAUUUCGAGGAAAGAAUUUAUUGACUCAAAUGCCGCGUCUCUCUCUUCAUCCAUCAAUCCAAUCGUAUUCCUCGAAUUCCUCGUAUGAUGAGGGUUUCACAGUAUCCGCGAUGAAAUCUGCAGAAGAACAGGAUCGGAGAUCGAAUGAA